AUUUGAGAAAGUUGGCAACAAGUAUAUACAAAUGUGACUUUCAAUUGUUUACGAAAGUAAAACGAGUCGAAAACAAGAAAAUUAAAAAUAUCUAAAAAAUGUUGGAAGAUUUACAUAAAUUAUUUGAAAUGCACACUGCAGAGUUGGAGCAAGUACAGGAAAAUGUCGCAAACUACCUAGUAAAAGUGCAGAAAGUAUUUGAAAAAAUUUAUAAAAACAAAGAAUCUCUCGAGGUAAAUGACACAGUGGCCUUGAUGGCGUACGAUAAAUUCUUCACGAUUCUCACAAAUAUGCUGGACAUGGCGCGAAAAUUCAAUUUUCAUUUAUUUAUGAAUGACUUGGAAAAGAAAUCGCUACGCACAUUGUAUGAGGCAUUAGAUUCAUGUGAUCAAAGGGAGAAGUGUACGAAUGAACCGAAGGCAUUUACUGAAAGUAAUGUAAAUUUAUCUACUACAACAUACAUGAAAAGCGACCAACGUAACAUAUUAAAAACUCUGAAUGAAAAAGAAAGCGAAAAGUUUUCACACAAUUGCAAUAAUGAUUACAACAACUCAUGUAUUCCACGUUCAGAGGAAAAUGACAGAAACAAUAAUGAUGAUAUCAAUCAGCAGAUAUCAUUAAAUAUCUUAAGAAAGGAUAUAUCUAAAUACAAAGUUGGUAGCAUAUUAAAUGGGUCAGUUACAUAUAUAAGAGAUUUGGACUCAUUGAGUUUUUUUGUUUGUGAUUCAGAAUCUAUUGAAUUUCAAAAAAUCGCAAAUUUGAAAAGUAUGUUACAUUUAAAACAAUACAUUGAUAUUCCACCCAAAAACGAAAUUUUUGGUCUUGUUCUGGACGACACAAUUUUAAGGGCUAUUCGACUAAAUUCAAGCACUAAUGAAAACCAUGACGUACUGCUUAUGGACUUUGGGGAAACCACGACCAUGAGUGCAGCAGACGUUACAUACCGUUUGCCGAUUGAUAUUCAGAAAAUUCCUGCGCAAGCUAUGUUAUGUAAAUUAAAUGGAAUUUUCGGUCAGAAAAAUACACAGUAUGCAGAUUUGAGAUCAUAUCUACAGGAAUUAGAAUAUACGAAUACAUCAUUUUUAAUUAAAUUCAAAGAAGAAAAGUGUUCCAUAAUGACUUUAGAUCUACUAAAAGAUAACAGAAAAAAAGAGGCAGACUUACCAGAAAAUAAAACGAAAACUGCUUCUACGAAUCUUGAAAAAGUGGAUGGUACAAAUCCAUUUCAAUCUAAUAGUAAUUUUGCAAUUGAUGAUAAUGACGAAGCUAUACCGCUUCGUGCUUUGCCAUUAUUUACAGAAGACAAUAAGCGGCUUCCGAAUGGUCUUACACAAGAAGAAAUGGAUAUGUUAGCCGAAGAGCCACUAAACACUACUAAUGCAAUGACCGCCGUUUUAGGCUAUAAUCCUAAGGAUGAACAACGGAUAUGUCGUUUUUAUGAUCCGAAAACUGGUUGCUGCUUUAAAGGUGCCAAUUGUCGUCUAGAACACACCCCCCAACAACCAGAUGGAUGGACAAAGGACCGCAUACCUACAAGAACUAUAAUUGAAAGUGUGACGCCAAUGACUCGUUUUGCUGCUGGUAUUAUGAUAAAUAUCACCGUUACACAUGUUGGGGAAAUUGAAUAUUUCUAUGCUCAGAUAAAUGAUAUUGAUAAUCCAAUAGAACCGCUUAUAUGGAAUGAUGAUGAAAUCCCAUUUAGUAUACGCUUAACAAAACCACCAAUGUUAUACGAUUUGGUACGUGCACAAUAUGAUGAUACGCUUUGGUAUCGAGCUAAAAUAAUAGAUUUCGAUGAUUCUGGUAAAGUAUUUAAAGUGUUUUAUGUUGAUUAUGGCAAUCAACAAAAUGUUACACUGCUACAAUUAGCACAUUGUGAUCGCUUAACAGAGCACUUUGCAUUCCAAGCGGUACAAUUUAGAGUAGCGGAUAUUAUGCAAAAUCCUGAAGCAACGGUGGAACAACGAAGCAACGGUAUUCGUACGAUUAAUGCACUUAUUCUUAAUCAUGCAGUCGAUGUCAAAGUAGUAAAUCAUGAUGAGGAUUUGAUUGUUCGCUUUAUGGGAGCACCAUAUUCUUCAAUUCCAAAAAGACUUAUUUCGAUGGGCUGUGCAAAACAAUUCCAUUCGAAUGGAUCAAAUAGUUCAAAAGGCAAUAACUCAUUUUCCACAACGAAUUGUUCAGUAUAAAAUAUUUCUAGUCUUAAUUUAAAAACUCCAUAUUAUAUGAUUUUAAUGUGUUCUCCUAAAU
Ceratitis capitata (Mediterranean fruit fly) is the source of this 2250-nucleotide messenger RNA. RefSeq lists its product as hypothetical. Gene Ontology annotation, molecular function: metal ion binding. The record is from RefSeq and is a predicted model, not a curated record. NCBI's taxonomy places the organism in Eukaryota, Metazoa, Arthropoda, Insecta, Diptera, Tephritidae. The transcript has a single exon. Bases 99 to 2189 code for a protein of 696 amino acids.